CUCCUCAAUUUUCAACACUUCCUUUUGUCAACUCCACCAUCUCCAAACCUAACCCUCACGAUAAACCUCAAAACCCUAACCCUAGUUUCUUCUUCAGAUUCAAUUCAAUUCAAUCGAAUUCGUUUUCGUGUGUUUGUUUUUUUGGAUGAGUUGAAUUGAAUUCGAUAGAGUAUAGAUCGAGGAAGGAGAAGCCAAGAGGAGGAAAUUGGAUCGGAAUUCGUAGUCUGCAUCGAACGAACGAUGUCUGCUGCUGUGUGCGGAAGCAAGAGAUCUUUCUUUGAAGAACUUCCUCCGUCUCCGCCGUUGUCGAAGAGGCUUCGUUGUUCAUCUGCUACUUCUCCGAUUCGUUUUCCGACUCCAUCACUCUUUGAUCAGCUUCGUAAUCUCUUCCCUCACAUGGACCAACAGGUUCUUGAGAGAGCUCUUCAAGAAAGUGACAAUGAUCUAGAUGCUGCCAUCAAGAGCCUGAAUGAGCUUUACUUGGGAGCUGGGGGUGGGAAUUUUGGAACUGCUGAAGAAUCCGAGAUUGAUGUCAGUGGGGAUCAAGGUAAACUGGAAGAUGAUGUGAAUGAGUCUGCUUCUCAGAAUCAGUCUACUUUGAACAACCUUCCUGCAGACGGAGCAGAAUGGAUUGACUUUUUUGUUCGAGAAAUGAUGGUUGCUACCAGUGUUGAUGAUGCGAGAGCCCGUGCUGCUAGAAUGCUGGAGGUUCUAGAGAAAUCAAUCAGUGAACGAGCAAAGGCUGAGGCAACAGACUCUCUUCAGAAGGAAAACUUGAUGCUGAAGCAGCAAAUUGAAGUGCUGAUUAAGGAAAAAAAUUCUUUUAAAAACGCAUUCAGGAUUCAGCACGAACGCCUUGCUGAUUAUGAUAAUAAGAAUCAAGAAUUGCAGCAGUUGAAGCAGUUGGCGUCUCAAUACCAGGAACAGAUCAGAACUCUUGAGAUGAAUAACUAUGCAUUGGGAAUGCAUUUGAGGCAGGCUCAGCAGAGCAAUGGAUUUCAAGGGAACUUCCCACCCGAUGUCUUCUAACUAAAUCAAUGAGUAGUAUGUCCUAAUAAAGGUGGCAAACAGUUGCAUCCAGUUAAUUAUGUUCUCUGUACUUCAUCACGAAAGAUUAAGCAUUGUUAUAGUUUGUGUAGCUUCUAUUGCAAGCAUGCUUUUUGUUUCUAUAGUUCGAGUGAUUGAUCCUAUCAACCCUAUAUAGAACUUGACAGAUUCUUAUCCAUAAGUCAUUCCCAUAUUUUGCCUAUUUUUUGGCUUUGUUGUUGUCUAUUGAGUUCACACGAUGUUCAAGAUCAAUUUGAUAUUUUUACUGUUGACUAUUGGAAGUUUGACAUGCCCAACUCAAAUUUAUCAAGAUA
This is a messenger RNA of Vicia villosa (hairy vetch), 1361 nucleotides long. RefSeq lists its product as uncharacterized. The transcript has 5 exons. NCBI's taxonomy places the organism in Eukaryota, Viridiplantae, Streptophyta, Magnoliopsida, Fabales, Fabaceae. The record is from RefSeq and is a predicted model, not a curated record. Gene Ontology annotation, molecular function: ubiquitin binding. Bases 241 to 1029 code for a protein of 262 amino acids.